AUGGGCGGCCUCGUCGCUGGCCCCAUGCAUGGCGGCCGUGUCGCGCGUCGCGUCUAUCACGUGACUCUAAAGGAAGCGCCGGUGCACGGUCAGCUCGCGGUCGUGAAUUGCGGAGAUGAUUUCCAAGGCGGCCGCGAAGCGCGUACGCACUUUAUCUUGCGUGGACCGCCGGGCACGCCGUACGAGGGUGGCGAGUACUGGGGCCAGCUUCUCUUUCCUGAAGAUUAUCCAUUCAAGCCACCGUAUGUAUCAGAGACUAAUGCAGGGGCAUCAAGCUUCAGACACCAAGCGUCCAUGAGUGACUACCACCCUGGCAGUUGGAACCCUGCAUGGUCUGUGGCGAGCAUGUACGUGACGGAGACUUACACAAGUCUGAUUGGACUGCUUUCUUUUAUGUGCACGGACGAAAUGACCGCUGGCUCCGUCAUGGCUACGCCCCGCGAGAGGCGACUGCUCGCGGCCAAGUCGCAUGCCUUUAAUAUAUCGCAGCGCCGCUUUGCACAACUGUUCCCCGACUACAUGGGACCGAUGCCGCGGGAUUUGCCCAACAUGUCACGCCCAGCGAGUGUGGCCGCCAACCCCGCGCCGCCGCAGGUCCAGCCCGAAACGCCGCCUGCGCACCCCACCGCACCGGAUGCCGCCGCUCGUGCGCCGGUGCCGGCGGCGCCGGAGCCCCAGUGGAGCGUGAGGCACGUCGCGAUCUCAGCGUUCGUCGUACUCACAGGUCUCUUUGCUGUAAAGCUAGUAGAAAUGCUCAAGGCCAAGUAG
This is a messenger RNA of Malassezia sympodialis ATCC 42132, 768 nucleotides long. RefSeq lists its product as uncharacterized. The transcript is spliced from 3 exons. The record is from RefSeq and is a predicted model, not a curated record. The coding region runs from base 1 to 768 and encodes 255 amino acids. NCBI's taxonomy places the organism in Eukaryota, Fungi, Basidiomycota, Malasseziomycetes, Malasseziales, Malasseziaceae.